Molecule: messenger RNA, 1910 nt
Organism: Suncus etruscus (white-toothed pygmy shrew)
Lineage: Eukaryota; Metazoa; Chordata; Mammalia; Eulipotyphla; Soricidae
Gene: WIPI2
Product: WD repeat domain, phosphoinositide interacting 2
Exons: 12
Coding region: 152-1444 (430 amino acids)
Biological process (GO): protein localization to phagophore assembly site; nucleophagy; protein lipidation
Cellular component (GO): cytosol; extrinsic component of membrane; phagophore assembly site membrane
Molecular function (GO): phosphatidylinositol-3-phosphate binding; phosphatidylinositol-3,5-bisphosphate binding; protein binding
Source: RefSeq, a predicted model, not a curated record
AACAAGAGCGGGGCCGGGAUGAGGCGGCCGUUGCUCCCCGAGCAGCGAGUGGCGGCCUUUGAGGCGCCGAACGGGGCCCGGCGUCGACCCUGAGCGCUCCCGAGCCGCCCCCGGGCCGGCCGCUCGCCCGCCCGCCCGCCGCGCGCCCACCAUGAACCUGGCGAGUCAGAGCGGCGAGGCCGGCGCCGGCCAGCUGCUGUUCGCCAACUUCAACCAGGACAACACGUCUCUAGCUGUUGGUAGUAAGUCCGGUUAUAAAUUUUUCUCCCUUUCUUCUGUGGAUAAGCUGGAACAGAUCUAUGAAUGCACUGACACCGAGGAUGUAUGCAUCGUGGAGAGGCUCUUCUCCAGCAGCCUCGUGGCCAUCGUCAGUCUCAAGGCGCCACGGAAGCUCAAGGUGUGUCACUUCAAGAAAGGCACCGAGAUCUGCAACUACAGCUACUCCAACACCAUCCUGGCCGUGAAGCUGAACCGCCAGAGGCUGAUCGUGUGUCUGGAGGAGUCUCUGUACAUCCACAACAUCCGGGACAUGAAGGUGCUGCACACCAUCCGGGAGACACCCCCAAACCCUGCAGGCCUGUGCGCUCUGUCCAUCAGCAAUGACAACUGCUACCUGGCUUACCCGGGCAGUGCCACCAUUGGUGAGGUGCAGGUCUUCGAUACCAUCAACCUGAGAGCUGCCAACAUGAUCCCGGCUCAUGACAGCCCACUGGCAGCACUGGCCUUUGAUGCGAGCGGUGCCAAGCUGGCCACAGCCUCCGAGAAGGGGACCGUGAUCCGGGUAUUUUCCAUUCCAGAAGGACAGAAACUCUUUGAAUUCCGGAGAGGAGUUAAGAGGUGUGUGAGCAUCUGCUCACUGGCCUUCAGCUUGGACGGAGUCUUCCUCUCGGCGUCCAGCAACACGGAGACAGUGCACAUCUUCAAGCUCGAGACUGUGAAGGAGAAUUCCCCCAGGCCCCAGGAGGAGCCCACCACCUGGACCGGCUACUUUGGGAAGGUGCUCAUGGCCUCCACCAGCUACCUGCCAGCCCAGGUCACCGAGAUGUUCACACAGGGCCGCGCCUUCGCCACCGUGCGCCUGCCUUUCUGCGGCCACAAGAACAUCUGCUCGCUGGCCACAAUCCAGAAGAUUCCCCGGUUACUGGUGGGGGCAUCUGAUGGCUACUUAUACAUGUACAACCUGGACCCCCAGGAAGGCGGCGAGUGCACCCUAAUGAAGCAGCACAAGUUGGACGGCGGCAGUACUGAGACCACCCACGACAUUCUGGACUCAGCCUCCCAGGACUGUCCCCUGGUGGCACAGCCCUACAGCCCCGCUGCAGCGGCCAAAGCCUAUACAGAGGAGCUGGGCGCCGUGGGCGGUGCCUGCCUGGAGGAGGAGGCAGGUGCGCUGAGACUGGAGGAGGACAGUGAGCAUCCCCCGAUGAUCCUUCGUACUGACUGACAACUGGGGGGUGUCCAGACCCCUGCACACGUCUGCCCGGCUCUACCGGCUGCUAGAACCUAGCCCAAGGGCAGGAGAUGGAGCCUGCAGGCGGGACUGUAACUGUGGUGUGAGCCCGCCCAGCGGAAAUACAUGGUUUUCAGUGGCUUUCAACCCUGCUCACGAAUUUAGCUCUGUUUUUUCUCCUUUUGCCAAAAUUAACUGGUGAAGCCCUUGCCACCUCCUCGCUUUGCAUGCAUUCACGUGCCGAGUCAGCAGAGGGCGCCGUGCGCCUUCCCGCUGCCAGAGCUGGGCCUGUGCCUGGAGGGCUGAGGAGCGGCCCCAGGAGAAGGGAGGCCCCAGGGGGCUGGUGGUCAGGGCGCCCUGGAUUUCCCGAGCAGGAGGUGUGGGGCCUGGAGGAGCAGCUCCAGAGCCUCUCCUGGACCUUCCCCCUUUAUUUUGUUAAUUAAAUUCUUUCCUACUUGGA